UCUGUAUUUGGGGUGUUAGUUACACACGCGUGUCGUUAGAUUUGAUUCAGAAAUAUGCUUUGCUGACACUUGUAUUAGACCUCCAUCAGACAAAUCGUUCAACAUCAACUGAAAGACAUGGACGACCCUUCAGCUCAGUUUCAACACGAGGAUUUGAUUGAUAUUUUAUGGAGGCAGGAUGUCGAUUUGGGGGUGAAGCGAGACGUCUUUGAUGGAUGUCUUCGGCAGAGAGAGGAGGAGAUCAUGAGAGCAAGAGAAAGAGAGCUUAAAAGGAUAAUGCAAAGGAUACAGAAACUAGACAAGGAAACUGGAGAGUUUUUGCCUAGUCCUUCAUCUGUGAACUCCCAGGCUGUGCCCUUCUCAGAGACAUUGCAUUCUACUGAGUUUACUCAGCGUUCACCUGUUACCCAGAAUCCUCUGCUGUCUGCACUGCUAUUCUCUCAGAAGUCUAAGAAGCCUCCUUCUCAAGAGCAGGCUUUUAGUGAACUGUUGUCACUGCCUGACUUACAGGACAUUAAAGACAUCAAUCAUUUCAGCCAGAUCAAUCACUUCAGAUCAGAGGAGUGA
Messenger RNA from Sinocyclocheilus grahami, 567 nucleotides. Its product is annotated as nuclear factor erythroid 2-related factor 2-like. Gene Ontology annotation, cellular component: nucleus. Lineage: Eukaryota; Metazoa; Chordata; Actinopteri; Cypriniformes; Cyprinidae. The coding region runs from base 118 to 567 and encodes 149 amino acids. Gene Ontology annotation, molecular function: RNA polymerase II cis-regulatory region sequence-specific DNA binding; DNA-binding transcription factor activity, RNA polymerase II-specific. The record is from RefSeq and is a predicted model, not a curated record. The transcript is spliced from 4 exons. Gene Ontology annotation, biological process: regulation of transcription by RNA polymerase II.